AUGCUCACCCUCCUUGCCACCCUCGCACUCACCGCCCCCGCCCUCGCUGGCGAAAUCCAGUGGGCGCAGAUGACCGGCCGUUCCGGCUUCCUCGCCGUUGGCACCUCGCGCAUUGACGGCAACGGUACCGCGUACAUCGACAACGGUGCCCCGGUCUUCGUCUCGGGCGACUACCUUCGCUACGUCAACAUCGACUGGGACUACAAGUACGGCCAGGCGGGCCUGAUCAAGAUGAAGAUGAGCUCGGGCGACAAGUGUCUCGAUGCGGGAUUGACGCCCGGUAACGGCACCCCACUCAAAGUGUGGGACUGCUAUGAGGGGUACGACGCGCAAAACUUCAAGGUGCACGACAGCCGCAUCGAGCUCGUCGGAAAGGUUGCCUUGAGCUAG
This is a messenger RNA of Trichosporon asahii var. asahii CBS 2479, 390 nucleotides long. Its product is annotated as G-X-X-X-Q-X-W domain-containing protein. NCBI's taxonomy places the organism in Eukaryota, Fungi, Basidiomycota, Tremellomycetes, Trichosporonales, Trichosporonaceae. The record is from RefSeq and is a predicted model, not a curated record. The transcript has 4 exons. The coding region runs from base 1 to 390 and encodes 129 amino acids.